ACCAGCUCGAAGGAACCAGAAUGUUCCACUGCAGGUGCGGCGCGUGCUCUUGCGGAAUCUGAUUGGCUGUCGGCUGCUGAGGAAAUCAGGAAUAAUCGGCUUCCUGCAGUGUUCACACGCAGAGGCGCUCUCUCUCAUACACACUUCAUCUCAUCACACACGCAGAGCGGAUUAACCGGCACGGUUUAGGAAAAAAAGCACCAGACACCAUGUCAAAGGGAACUGCAGUUGGCAUUGAUCUAGGGACCACUUACUCCUGUGUGGGAAUCUUCCAGCAUGGCAAAGUGGAAAUCAUUGCUAAUGACCAAGGAAACAGGACCACACCAAGCUAUGUGGCCUUCACGGAUACUGAAAGGUUGAUUGGUGACGCAGCCAAGAACCAAGUGGCCAUGAACCCCACGAACACAAUCUUUGAUGCCAAGCGUUUGAUUGGCAGGAGGUUUGAAGACGCCGUGGUUCAGGCUGACAUGAAACAUUGGCCUUUCAAGGUCAUCAGUGAUGGUGGACGUCCCAAAGUGGAGGUUGAAUAUAAAGGAGAGACUAAGAACUUCUACCCUGAGGAAAUCUCCUCCAUGGUGUUGGUGAAGAUGAAGGAAAUUGCUGAAGCCUACCUUGGAAAGUCUAUCAAUAAUGCUGUGAUAACAGUACCAGCUUACUUCAACGACUCUCAGCGUCAAGCCACAAAAGAUGCUGGAACUAUCUCUGGUCUAAAUGUUCUACGAAUUAUUAAUGAGCCUACUGCUGCUGCUAUUGCCUAUGGGCUGGACAAGAAGGUUGGUUCUGAAAGGAACGUCCUCAUCUUUGAUCUCGGUGGUGGCACCUUCGAUGUGUCCAUCCUGACUAUUGAAGAUGGCAUCUUUGAGGUCAAAUCCACUGCUGGUGACACUCAUCUGGGUGGUGAAGACUUCGACAACCGCAUGGUGAACCACUUCAUUGCUGAGUUCAAACGCAAGUACAAGAAGGACAUCAGUGACAACAAGAGAGCUGUUCGCCGUCUGCGCACUGCCUGUGAGCGGGCCAAGCGCACCCUGUCCUCCAGCACUCAGGCCAGCAUUGAGAUCGACUCUCUUUAUGAGGGUGUUGAUUUCUACACGUCCAUCACAAGAGCUCGCUUUGAGGAGCUCAACGCUGACCUCUUCCGUGGAACCCUGGACCCUGUUGAAAAAUCUCUCCGUGAUGCCAAAUUAGACAAAGCUCAGAUCCACGACAUAGUCCUGGUUGGUGGCUCUACCCGCAUUCCCAAGAUUCAGAAGCUCCUUCAAGAUUUCUUCAAUGGCAAGGAGCUCAAUAAGAGCAUCAACCCUGAUGAGGCUGUGGCUUACGGAGCAGCUGUCCAGGCUGCCAUCCUCUCUGGGGACAAGUCUGAGAACGUUCAGGACCUGCUGCUGCUUGAUGUCACCCCUCUGUCUCUUGGAAUUGAGACUGCUGGUGGGGUGAUGACUGCUCUGAUCAAGCGCAACACCACCAUUCCAACCAAGCAGACCCAGACUUUCACCACCUACUCAGACAACCAGCCUGGUGUGCUGAUUCAGGUUUACGAGGGUGAGCGUGCCAUGACCAAGGACAACAACCUGCUGGGUAAAUUUGAGCUUACUGGAAUCCCACCUGCUCCUCGUGGUGUUCCCCAGAUUGAGGUCACAUUUGACAUUGAUGCCAAUGGCAUCCUUAAUGUCUCUGCUGUUGACAAGAGCACUGGCAAAGAGAACAAGAUCACAAUCACGAACGACAAGGGCCGUCUCAGCAAGGAGGACAUUGAGCGCAUGGUGCAGGAGGCUGAGAAAUACAAGGCGGAGGAUGAUGUGCAGCGUGAUAAGGUGUCUGCCAAGAAUGGCCUGGAGUCCUAUGCUUUCAAUAUGAAGUCCACUGUAGAGGAUGAGAAGCUGCAGGGCAAGAUCAGUGAAGAGGACAAGCAGAAGAUCCUGGACAAAUGCAAUGAGAUCAUUAGCUGGCUUGAUAAGAAUCAGACUGCAGAAAAAGAAGAAUAUGAGCAUCAGCAGCAGGAACUGGAGAAAGUCUGUAACCCAAUCAUCACCAAACUGUACCAAAGUGCUGGAGGCAUGCCAGGUGGAAUGCCAGGUGGCUUCCCUGGAGCUGGUGGUGCUCCCUCUGGUGGUGGAUCCUCUGGACCAACCAUUGAAGAAGUUGAUUAAAGAUAAAUUAGCAAUGACUUAGAUUAACUAUAUUCUGUUAAUCCCAGUAGGCCUGAUCUGUAUGCAGUGACCUAUGACUACUUAAUAGCUAUUUUGUGAGCUGACAAAAAUGCACUUUAAAAGAAGGAAAAGUAUGAAAACAUUACACUAAGUGAAAAUAGACCCCUAACUGUCACAUUUUGCUUUUGUCAUUCAAUGUAUUGUAACCAAUUGUUUUAUUUAUCAUAAUCUAUAUUGCUAGUGAUGAGUGUUGCCUAUUGUACUACAGUCUAAUUGUGCUAUUGCAUCACUUCCAAAAAUACAGCCAUUUAAUACAGUGUAUUGUAUGUGAGGGGGUAAGUCAGGUUGUUUGGAUUUAGAGGUCUUACAUAUUUAAUGUGUACCAACAAUGUGGGAACACUUUCUUCAUUUAUUCAUUUUCAGUGAUCACUGGGCAUCAGGCAUGAGGAAUACACCGUUUUACACAUGCAUUCACACACUCGUUCCAAUGUGAGAAGAUUCUAAUUCAGUUUAUUUUAUUGGUCAUGUAAACCAGAGGCAGGGAUUCUGCUUCCCCAAGUAAAAAUUAACUCCUUUGGUUAAUUGUAGUUUGUAAUACUGCACCAUGUGGGUCAUGCAUGCUUUACAAUGAGGAAAUCAACUUCAAGAAAACUGCAUUACACUGUAAGAAAAGAUUGUCCUGUAACAAGAAGCUGAGUAAAUAGCUAUUUUUAACAUGAUUAUAUAAAUGAAUGGUUCU
Messenger RNA from Ictalurus punctatus (channel catfish), 2889 nucleotides. RefSeq names its product heat shock cognate 71 kDa protein. The transcript is spliced from 9 exons. Gene Ontology annotation, cellular component: cytoplasm; cytosol; nucleus. The record is from RefSeq and is a predicted model, not a curated record. Gene Ontology annotation, biological process: protein refolding; cellular response to unfolded protein; vesicle-mediated transport. NCBI's taxonomy places the organism in Eukaryota, Metazoa, Chordata, Actinopteri, Siluriformes, Ictaluridae. Bases 210 to 2150 code for a protein of 646 amino acids. Gene Ontology annotation, molecular function: ATP hydrolysis activity; misfolded protein binding; heat shock protein binding.